Molecule: messenger RNA, 1307 nt
Organism: Planococcus citri (citrus mealybug)
Lineage: Eukaryota; Metazoa; Arthropoda; Insecta; Hemiptera; Pseudococcidae
Product: cathepsin B-like cysteine proteinase 4
Exons: 6
Coding region: 140-1198 (352 amino acids)
Cellular component (GO): lysosome
Molecular function (GO): cysteine-type endopeptidase activity
Source: RefSeq, a predicted model, not a curated record
AAUUGGUAGAACAGAGGUAAAGCGUUUUUGAAUUUUAAAAUUAAAGUACGGUAGGUACGUAACUACGUAUAAGUAAUCAUUGAGAAAGUGCGUGUUGAAACGAAAAUACUCAGGUAAGUAUCGUUUUCUUCUCGACACGAUGAAAUUUCUUCUACCUGUCGCUAUCGUUCUCCUAAUAUCGUCAAUUUUGGCCAAUGAAGAAAACUCAGAACAAGAAAAAAUAAAUCUUCGAGAAAUAGCUACUGAAGUGAAUUCAGACUCCACGAGCUCAUGGAAGGCAGAUACAUAUGGUUUUGACGAAAUCACUGUAAGCGAGAUUAAAAGAAAAUUGGGAGCAAAGUUGGGCAAAAAAGAUCAAUCAACGAAUAAAUUUUCAAAAUCCAAAUCCGCGGGUAAAAAUAAACUUAAAUUAGGUUUUGGCACAGCUCUUCCUACAUCAUACGAUGUUCGACAACAAUAUCCGAAAUGCAGUUCUGUUUCGCACAUACGAGAUCAAUCUUUCUGCGGUUCUUGCUGGGCUGUUUCUGCUGCAUCUGUAAUGAGCGACAGAUAUUGUAUGAUUACUGAGGGACGAAAGAACGUUGAAUUGUCCUCCCGAUUCAUUAUAUCUUGCGAUGAAGACGACUACGGUUGUGAUGGAGGAUUUUUGGAUUCAGCAUGGGAUUUUUUAGAAAGAAAUGGAACGGUAACGGGAGGUGAAUUUGAAUCCGAUGAAGGUUGUCAACCUUACCCCAUGCAUCCCUGUGGCUGGCCUAAGAAAUUAGCGUGUCCCUGGUAUUUAACACCAAAAUGCAUAAAAACUAAAUGCGACAAUGAAUUUCAUAACGAAACUAAAGAAAAUCCUAUCAAAGCCUCAGAAUCCUAUUACGUUGGCGACUUUUUUGGUUUUUUUAAUGAAUACUACAUCCGAGAUGAAAUCUUCCACAACGGUCCAGUUCAAGCAGGCUUCAACGUGUACGCAGACUUUUUAGCAUAUAAAUCAGGAAUCUACAACCACCGGAAGAAAUCAAGGUUGUUGGGAGGACAUGCAGUCAAGAUCAUCGGAUGGGGAGAAGAAAAAGGAGUCAAGUACUGGAUAAUUGCUAAUUCAUGGGGCGAAUCUUGGGGUGAGAAUGGAACAUUUAGAAUGGUACGAGGAAAAAAUAACUGUGGAAUAGAAGAUGAGGUUUACGCUGGUACACCAGAAUUACGUGAAUAGGCAUAUGCGGAAUGCGUUCUCACUAUGCUUAAUUGCUCGCAUGUAUAAAAUAUGAAUAGCGGGGGUGACGGUAAAAUUGUUUUCAUUAUUAAAUGUUACUUCGAUUGGU